AUGUUUCACAUUCCUUUAGCCUCUGCUUCCACACAAUACAUCGACGCCAUUUGCCAACAAAAACCAGUCAUCGACAAAGCCUUCUGCAACCAAACUUUGAACGGAUUUCCUCCGGCUGCUUCUGCCACCACCUUGUUACAAGCCUCUCAAGCCGUGCUCCACCUCGGCAUAUCCUAUGCCGCUAAAUCUGCGGUUGCCAGUGCAAAAGCGGCAACAGAGAAUCCAAACCUGAAGAAGCAGUUCGAGAGGUGUCAAGGUGAAUUUGCGACCAUUAUAGGCAAUCUCAAGAACGCCGCCUCUGGAAUCAAGGAAGACCUAGCGAGUGCAAGCUAUGAUGUCAUGAUCUCUUUCGACAGCACCGCCAUAGUGAAGAAUUUGGUCGGAAAAUAUAGCGACAAGGAUUCAAAGAAUGUGAUUAUCAUGACAUUAAUGAUGGAGAAGUUUCUUGAUAUCGCCGAGGGAGCCUUCUAUGCUAUUGGUUGGUAA
This is a messenger RNA of Arabis nemorensis, 486 nucleotides long. The record is from the annotation of a GenBank genome assembly. Lineage: Eukaryota; Viridiplantae; Streptophyta; Magnoliopsida; Brassicales; Brassicaceae.